AUGAAUGCAUUUCAAACUGAACAUCGAAAUGAAUCAUCACAAUCUUCUAAUAGUCAAAUAAUUAUCAAUACUCAACCUCGAAGUAUCGACAAUGGUCAAAAUGAUGCUACAGUAAUCGAUACUUCGAGCUCAGGACAACAAGAAAGAUUAUUUGAUUUAAGUAACACAGAACUAUUAUCUCGAUACGAAUAUCUGUCAAAAAAAUGUAAUGAGCUUCAAAAAGAUAAUGCUGAUUUAUCACGUGAAUGUGAUCAUAUGACAAAAGAGAUUCAAAUGUUAAAAAGAACAACGAUGCGUAAAUUUUUAGCCAUACCUGAUGCUGCAGGACGUCAAUGGUUUAUUAAUAUGGGAAAAUAUUUUGCCAAUAAAGCACCUGAAUCAGAUAUUUCGAAAUAUGCAACUGCUUUGAAAAUAGAUCCACGAGAUCUAAUUGAUUGCAUAGAAGAUACAAUAUCAAAUACAGCCCGACAAGUAAUUCGACUUUUAUAUUCAUCAAAUCAAUUGUUAACUCUGAAAGGAACAGAAGUACCGAAAGCUACACGAGAAAUAAUUAAAGAAUUUGCUGAAUCACAAACAGGUCCAAUAUCAAAACGCCAAUUUAAUGAAGCUAUUAAUGGUGUAUUUCGAUCAACAAAAUGUGAAGUCAAGAAAAAAAAGAAGAAAGAAGGUAGCUUAAUGGCAUCGCAUCAACGUUCAACAUCAACUGAUUUAAAUUCCAAUGAAGAAAAUCAUAAUGAUGAAGAAGAUCCAACAGAUAAUCAAUGA
This is a messenger RNA of Rotaria sp. Silwood1, 765 nucleotides long. The record is from the annotation of a GenBank genome assembly. NCBI's taxonomy places the organism in Eukaryota, Metazoa, Rotifera, Eurotatoria, Philodinida, Philodinidae.